AUGCAGAAAGUACUGAUUGCCAAUCGGGGCGAGAUUGCCGUACGCAUCAUACGCGCGUGUCAAGACUAUGGUGUAUUGUCUGUUGUGGCUUAUUCGGACUUGGAUGUGAAUGCCCUUUUUGUGCAACUGGCGGAUGAGGCAUAUGCACUGAAUGGCUCAAAUGCGACCGAGACCUAUCUGGACAUCAAAAAAUUAAUCGCGAUCGCAAAGCGAGUAGGUGCGGAUGCAGUCCAUCCGGGAUAUGGCUUUUUAUCUGAGCGUGCGGGCUUUGCACAGGCAGUUGUUGACGCCGGUCUGACGUGGAUUGGACCCGAUCCAUCAGUAAUCGAGGUUCUGGGCGACAAAGUAGAGGCUCGACGGAUUGCAGUGCAAGUGGGAGCCCCACUGAUUGCUGGAAGUGAUGGGCCUGUAUCGACAGCUACAGAAGUGCUCGCAUUCGUAAAGCAGAACGGUUUACCUAUUGCGAUAAAGGCUGUACAUGGAGGAGGUGGCCGUGGUAUGAAAGUGGCCUGGGCAAUGGAGGAUGUGGUAGAUGCAUACGAAUCUUCUGUCCGUGAAGCGACUGCUGCAUUCGGGCGUGGCGAAUGUUUUGUUGAGCGUUAUCUGCAUCGGCCGCGCCAUGUUGAGGCACAAGUAUUAGCCGACAAGCAUGGACAAGUGCUCGUGCUUGGGACUCGUGACUGUUCAGUACAGCGACGACAUCAAAAAUUAAUCGAGGAAGCGCCUGCGCCUUUUCUGUCGAAAGUGCAGGAGCAGAAUAUUUGUGACGCGGCAAAGAAAAUAUGUGCUGCUGUAGGUUACUCAAGUGCUGGCACUGUUGAGUUUCUCCUCGGCGCUGAUGGGAGUAUUUCAUUCUUGGAAGUCAACACCCGGCUUCAGGUUGAGCAUCCAGUGACAGAGGAGACAACUGGGAUAGACAUCGUCCUAGAGCAAUUCCGAAUCGCUGAGGUAUUGCCACUCUCCAUUACUGAAACUCCCGUCUCUCGGGGACAUUCUAUCGAAUUUCGCAUCAAUGCAGAAGAUCCCGGUCACGGAUUUCUACCAACUCCAGGCGCAAUUACAAAAUUUGAGCCUCCCUCCGGCCCAGGUAUCCGACUAGAUAGCGGCGUCAUCGCUGGCUCCGCCGUUCCAGCUGCGUACGACUCACUCAUGGCAAAAUUGAUCGUUUCUGGAGCUACUCGUGAGCAAGCACUAGCUCGCGCACGCCGGGCACUUCGAGAAUUCCGCAUCACCGGAGUAUCCACAGUUAUCCCAUUUCAUCGUGCAGUGCUCGACACAGACGACUUUAUUAGUAAAGGUGGCUUUAGAGUCCAUACGCGCUGGGUGGAGACUGAUUUCACUGCACUUCCUCUACCAGCACUCCGUCCUGACCCAGUGAAUUCCAAGCUUCCUGUUGAGCGGAUUGGGCGCCCUUGCCGCUGGGUCUGUUCCCCUGCAAAAAGUGACCCAGAGCCGUCUCCGUCAGAGGGUGAUCAUAUUCUUGCACCAAUCUCUGGAACACUCCAAGCUUAUAAGGUCGCAAAUGGUACAUGUGUAUCGGAAGGCGAUUUGGUCGGAGUGAUGGAGGCAAUGAAAAUGGAAACACAGAUCCUGGCGCCCAAGGCUGGGAGGAUCCUUCUGGUUGCCAAGGAAGGAGAAUAUGUCCAGGCCGGUGACGUCCUCCUAGCAUUUGAAUAUGCAGGCCAUGGCAGAUGUUAA
Messenger RNA from Penicillium malachiteum, 1698 nucleotides. RefSeq names its product acetyl/propionyl/methylcrotonyl-CoA carboxylase subunit alpha. The transcript is spliced from 2 exons. The record is from RefSeq and is a predicted model, not a curated record. NCBI's taxonomy places the organism in Eukaryota, Fungi, Ascomycota, Eurotiomycetes, Eurotiales, Aspergillaceae. Gene Ontology annotation, molecular function: ATP binding; metal ion binding. The coding region runs from base 1 to 1698 and encodes 565 amino acids.